This is a messenger RNA of Bolinopsis microptera, 3890 nucleotides long. RefSeq names its product probable ATP-dependent RNA helicase DDX46. The record is from RefSeq and is a predicted model, not a curated record. Bases 52 to 3528 code for a protein of 1158 amino acids. The transcript has 19 exons. NCBI's taxonomy places the organism in Eukaryota, Metazoa, Ctenophora, Tentaculata, Lobata, Bolinopsidae. Gene Ontology annotation, molecular function: ATP binding; RNA binding; RNA helicase activity.
AUUUGCAGUUCGAACAAAUUUCAUACAUAUUUUAUAGAUUAGUGAUACAGUAUGGCAAAAGAUCAGAGCCCCUCGCCAGAAACGAUACGCAAGAAGCUAAAGAAAGCAAAGAAGAAAGAAACAGAACUUUCAAAGGACGGAUCAGAUAGCGAGGCAACUUUUGCAAAGAAAAAGAAAAAGAAGGAACGAUACUACAGAAAGAAAGACGAGUCAGAUGAUCCAGAAUCGACAAAGGACAAGAAAUCAAAAAAGAAGAAAAGAGCAGAUUCUGGCUCUCCAGAAGACAAGAAAAGGAGGAAGUCCCCCAAACGUCCCUCUCCCUCCAGAUCUCCAAAGAGAAGGUCCAGAUCCCCAAAACGCAGAUCCAGAUCCCCACGAAGGUCUCCUCCUCGACGCAGGUCCCCCUCUCCAAGACGCAGGUCCCGCAGUCCUAUCAGACGGCCCUCGCCUCACAAACGCAAGCGGUCUAGGUCUCCUCGUCGCUCUAGGUCUCCUCGCCGCUCCAAAUCACCUAAAAGACGUUCGAAGGAGAGAAGGAAAGAGAGGAAGAGGAGUAAGGAAAGGCGAUCAAAAAGUAAAGAGAAACGAUCUGGAAGUAAAGAAAAACGGGCAAAAAGUAAGGAAAGGAAAAGCAAAUCUCCCGAGAAAAAGAGAGCCAAAGACAAAUCUCCUAAAAGGAAGUCCCGCAGUAAAUCAUCAGGCUCCUCGUCAGGAUCAGACUCUCCAACUCGCUCUAAACUUUUAGCCAAAAAAGUUGCAGAGCGCAAGAACGAAGCGGACAAAUUCCAGUCUGAAAUGGAGAAGGAGAUGGAGAAACGAAAGGAACGUAUUGAGGCAUGGAGAGCGGAAAGAAGAAAGAAGACUAACCCAGUGGACCCUGCAGUCGAAAUUAAGCCGACAACAAAGAUUUGGUCUCUUGAAGACGAUGAUGAAGAUGAGGAAACUGUGCCUAUACCUGACGAUCUUAAAGAUGAUGAAAUGAAGGAGGACAACCAAGAUGCAGACGAUGAGUCAGAGGUGGAUCCUUUGGAGGCUUUUAUGGAGGGUGUUUCCUGUGAGAUCAAAGCUGAGAACAAACAAACCAAUGUUGUCAAGAAAGUUAAGAAAUUGGUCAAGGGAAAAGAAGUAGAGGUUGCUGUCGCUAGUAAGGUUAUAAAGGAGUCUAAAAAGAAGGGCGACCUGCUGGCUAACGAUGCUGAAAUGAUGGAGUACUCUUCAGAAGACAUUUCAGAUGAUGAUUUGGACGAUAUGAACUACGCCGGAUACAAAAACAAAAGACGGAGGGAGUUGGAGGCAACAGAUCACACUACAAUGAACUACGAAGAAUUCCGGAAGAACUUUUACGUCGAAGUACCUGAGUUGGCCAGGAUAACGGAUGCUGAAUUAGCAGACAUCCACCUCUCGUUGGAUAACAUGCAAGUCAGAGGAAAGGGACCACCCAAACCCAUCAAGACAUGGAUACAAGCGGGAAUCAGUAUGAAAAUCCUCGGGAUUUUAAAGAAGAACGGAUGUAUGGAUCCAACACCAAUCCAGACAAUAGCACUGCCUUGCAUCAUGUCCGGGAGAGAUGUUAUCGGUAUAGCCAAAACAGGAAGUGGUAAAACCCUCUCCUUUCUACUACCCAUGUUCAGGCACAUCAUGGACCAGCGGCCUCUUGAAGCUGAAGAGGGCCCUAUAGCUAUGCUGAUGUGCCCAACCCGAGAGUUGGCUCUACAAACCUACAACGAAGCACGCAAGUUCACUAAAGCCCUGCGGCUACGUGUUGUGUGUGUGUACGGUGGUACUGGUAUCAGUGAACAGAUAGCGGAGUUGAAGCGAGGCUGUGAGAUUAUAGUCUGCACACCAGGCAGGAUGAUAGACAUGUUGACGGCCAACAGUGGCAAGGUUACCAACUGUAGACGGGUCACGUACUGCGUGUUCGAUGAGGCUGAUAGGAUGUUCGACAUGGGAUUUGAGCCUCAGGUAAAUAAGAUAAUGGGCUGUAUACGACCUGAUAGACAAGUUGUUAUGUUCUCCGCUACAUUUCCACGUCAGAUGGAAGCGCUGGCAAGGAAAAUACUCGUCAAACCUAUCGAGAUAACGACAGGUGGAAGGAGCAAGGUGUGUUCCGAAGUAGAUCAGAACAUUAUAGUAAUAGACGAGGAGGACAAGUUUAAUAAGCUCAUGGAGAUUCUGGGUCAUUUUGGGGAGGGUCAGAGCUUGAUUUUCGUUCAUACCCAGCAGAAGUGCGAUCUUAUCCUCAAGGACCUCAUGCAUGCUUCUUACAGUGUCAUGUCCCUUCAUGGAGGGAUGGAUCAGCACGACAGAGACAGUGUUAUCCAGGACUUCAAACAGGGUAAUAUCCGAGUACUGGUCGCAACGAGUGUCGCAGCGCGAGGACUCGACAUCAAGGCUCUUCGUCUGGUUGUGAACCUUGACUGUCCAAACCAUUACGAGGAUUAUGUACACAGGGUUGGGAGAACUGGUCGAGCUGGGAUGAAAGGAACCGCCUACACGUUCAUCCAGCCAGACCAGCCACGCUAUGCAGGUGACCUGAUUAACGCACUUGAAGUCAGUGAGGUUCGUGUUCCCUCUGACCUGGACAAGCUGUGGAAGGACUACGUGGCGGAGCAACAAGAGGCCGGACUCAAAGUGGAGAAGAACAAGGGAUUCAGUGGAAAAGGGUACAAGUUCAAUGAGGAGGAGGCCAUGAUGCACGACGAACGGAAACAGCUCCAGAAAUUCCAACUUGGUCUACAAGACUCGGAUGAAGAAGACCUUAUGACCCAGAAACAAGACGAGUUAGAGAACGCUAUAGAGGCUAUCAUGGGAGGCAAGAGAACCAACUUGGCUAUUUCGGACAAGGCAGCCAAUCCGACACCAGCUUUAAAGAUUGACAUCAGAAAAGGGAAAACUAUCGAGGAGAGGGUGGGUCACCUGCAGGGAGCCGAGAGAGCAGCAGCUAUCUGUACCUUGCUCGGAAAAGAGAAGAAACCUGACCCAGCAGAGUUGAAAGCAGCUGCUGCUGCUGCAGGAGCUGGGAUUCAGGGUCCUAGUCUGAUUGACCCCACCGCUCACGCUACCUCAGCUUUCAUGAAGGGAGAACGUGUCACUGCUGUUUCUGGUAAAGGUCUAGCUGCGCAGAUAGCGGCCAGUAUCAACGCUAAAAAGAACUUCACCAAAGCAAACGAGGAGGAUCUGCUUGUCAACCCAACUGUUGCUCCGCCAGCUAAGGUGGAGGAGGAGAUUGAGAUCAAUGACUUGCCUCAACAAGCUAGGUACCGGAUCACGAGUAAGGACGCUAUAGCCAGUAUACAGGAGUACAGCGAGUGUGCGCUCACCGUGCGGGGAACCUACUAUCCUCCCAAUAAAAACCCUCCAGAGGGAAUGAGAAAGUUGUUCAUUUGUAUUGAGGGAGCUAAAGAGCGCGCUAUCCAACUAGCUAAGAUGGAACUGAAGCGAAUGAUAAAAGAAGAGCUGAACAAAGCUCAGAUGUUCUCGUUUGGUAGUGGAGCAAGGACUGCUGGAGGAAGGUAUAGCGUGUUAUGAGGACAUUAUUAGGGCCACAAUCUUAUAGUCGUUCAUAUAUUUGUUGAGGUGGUUGCUUGACUUGUCAUCAUUAUUGAGCCCUGGCUUAUUCGACAUUUCUAUUACAGUAAGUUUUUAAAGAGGCCAGUGUUUAAAUCUUAAGAUCAAUGAGUUGAGACCUUGAGAGCUAUAUAAAGUCUGAAUUGUGAUAAGUAAGGUAUUUGACUGUUAGUCGCCCUGUUUGAGGCUAUUUUUUGGCGUUUUCCUGAAUUUUCACUUCUUUUAUCUUGACUUAAGAAUUGCUCAUUUCUGAACUGGCAAGAUCUACAAUGCUUCUGUGUUUAUUUUGGGUGUAGCCCGGAGUUUUUAUUCAGAUUUGAUUA